ACUCGAGGUAGCUUCAGAUGCACGCUUCCUUGCAUUACAAAACAACUUCCCCUACCCCCCAUUGUACCUCUGCUCUGGUUUGGAACCCUUGUAUCCAAUGGGAGAUCCUCACGACGACCCCGGAGCGAAGUCGUUUUCGACCCUCCCGGGUUGUGGUUUCCGCCCUUCCCAGCAACAGCUCCUCUCGUACUACUUGACUAAGAAGAACAACGUCGACGGUGAGGGUUCCGAUGGUUGCGAUUCGAUUGGAGAGUUGGACCUCUACCACUAUGACCCCUUCGAGUUACCUAGCGGGGCGUGCUUUUCCUACGGUUACGGGGCCGGGAAGAAGCACUGGCUCUGUUACGCAGCUCGAAAUGCAAAGGAGAGCGAAGCGGGAAGGAGGAGGACGAAGACUGGGUACUGGAGGAGGGAGAGGGGAAAGGUGAGAGACGUUAUGGGCCCUGGAGGAGGAGGGAAGGUGUUUUUGGGGACAAGGUCAAGCUUCGUGUUUUAUCAGAAGAAUUCGCCCAAGACCGCUAGGAUUACUGAUUGGGUUAUGCAUGAGUAUGCGCUGCCUGAUCAUCUCAAGGCUUCUUUUGUCCUUUGUCGAGUGUUCUUCAAAUCUCGUAGUGGAAAUAGCAUAUUGGAUAAUGGCUUAAGUUCUUAUGCUGAGGAAGCUGUUUCUGCAGUGCGUCACAUUGGCAUUCAGCACAAUGGAUGCCUUACGCCUGAUAUUCUUGAAGCUAAACUGCAUGAUGACAAUUCUGUUUCUGGGGCCAGCAUUCUGCAUCAGUUAGGCAUGCAGCCUCGGGAGCCGGGUUAUAUGUUCAUCUGCAACACAUUGACCUCACGCUCUAACAUUAUGUUAUUUAUGGUCAGCCGUGUUUCUUGCAUGGAGUCAAAAUAUUCUUUUACAACCUCUACUUUUACCUCACACCAUUACAAGUUAUCCAUCAGCAAUAAUCUGCAAGUUCGUUCAGAACUAGAAGUAACAUGCAGUUUUAAAUUGCUUAAAGUUUUACCUAAAAACCCGUAAUACUAUUAUUAGCUACUUUUAACAUGAUGAUAGGCCUAACUUUCUGUACCACCAUGUACUCUGCUGAUGUGCGGGAUGCUUGCAGGAGAAAAUCAAAGUUUAGUCAACCGCAUUUUUUUUCCUUUUUCUAAUUUUGAUGUGGGAUUCAAACUUUAUAUGCUUUUGGAAAGUUUAAUAUUUUUCCUCAGUCUGCCUUUGUUUUCUUUGCACAUUUUACCCUCAAGAUUUUCUAGCGAAUCUUACUGUCUAGAGUGAGCAAAACAAAUACCUUCAGUGGUUAUCUGAGAUGUCUAUUAAGUAAUGAAGAGUAAUACUGUGAGCUCGUCUGUGCUUCCAGGAAAUAGUGCAAAGUCUUUUGAAGGUCUGACUAACCAGCAAGCGCUUUCCAUUUUAGAGGAAGAUUACAUUGAGUUGGACGAUCUUGUGCAGUAACUAUUCAUCAGAGACUUUGAAGCUGAUGAUUAUAAAGAUAUAUGAAUACUCAUUGGAAUGCUUUGGCUGUUACUGGAAAUUAUUGUUUCAGGAUUGGAUUUAGAUACUCAACAACAGAUGAGAAGGGAUAAAUCUUAAACAAGCUUUUGUGAAAUUUUUAAACAAUAUUGAGAUAUGUUAUGGAAGGAUGACUUGGCCUUAUAAGAUUUGUUCUCGUGCCUGAUAGAAGGCAAUUUAUCCCAAUGGCACACUGAGAGAGAUUAUUAUGAUUUACAAUGGUAAAUUAAGUUAUAUGAGUGUCAGCUGCUUCACCUGACUUGAUAAAGCUACAGUUGAUCCAUUGAUGGUAGAGGUUCUUCUUCCUCAUUUACAUCUAUUUUCCACCACCUCUUGAUCAGAAGCUUCCUUGGAAAGACCUCGUUUCCUUUAGCCUUCUUUUUCUGUAAUGAAACAAAAAUCGUUAAAGAGAUGGAGCUAUCAUAUAUGCUGAUUUUCUUAUGUAUGUUGAUAUAGUGCCAGUGGUGGGGUAGUUAAUAAUUUGAAUUGUGCUAUGAAGUGCUAGCUUUCUUGUUUUUCCAGCAGCUUUUCAUGGAGCUGCUUAUGACAUAUAAUCAUGUGGACAUGGUAAAUGUGUAAUUAUCUCAUUCCUGAUUGCAUAACUGAAUAUAUGAAGCUUGGAAUAACAGCAGAUUUUAUGAUC
Messenger RNA from Carya illinoinensis, 2150 nucleotides. RefSeq names its product NAC domain-containing protein 6-like. The transcript has 5 exons. The record is from RefSeq and is a predicted model, not a curated record. Gene Ontology annotation, biological process: regulation of DNA-templated transcription. Gene Ontology annotation, molecular function: DNA binding. The coding region runs from base 98 to 1018 and encodes 306 amino acids. Lineage: Eukaryota; Viridiplantae; Streptophyta; Magnoliopsida; Fagales; Juglandaceae.